AGCAAAACGGAGGCUGGAAGUAGCGCUUUUUUUUCCGUGUACAUACUUAGUACAAACGCACUUUUAAAAUCUUCUUCUCAUGCACUGCACUGCAUUUGACCCAUAACACCAACUAUAAAUAAACAAAUAUUAAUUAUAACAUAACAUUACAUAUCAAUUCAGUCACGCUCAUCCUCAUCUCCCUCUCUCUUUCCAAAUCCUGCUUCCAAAAAGAAUCUAGGGUUUCAGACUCUCUCAUUCUUCACCACCUUAAGAACAUGCUCCAAAACCAACGAGGCAAUAUGAUAUUUCGUGUUUUCAUUACAAAAGAAGGGGUUAACUAAUUUUCCAGUAUUAUGGCAACCGAGAGUCCAAUCAGGAUCUCUGAAGCUGGGGGGAAAUGGCCGUCUCUUAAGGAAGCUGCAACUUUUGGUUCACCAUCUUCCCAUCACAUGGCAACAGAGGAUUUGGGGAUACUUUUGAAGGGCCAUGGAUUUCGAGGCAGUGGAAAGGAUGUGGUACCCAAUCGCAGUGGCAGUGCACCUCCAAGCAUGGAGGGCUCAUUUCUGGCAAUAGAAAAUCUACUAUCCCAGAACACCACCCGGAAUGCGAGUUUGGGAUUGCAGAACAGAGCUAUGCAAAAAUAUGAUAGCAGUAAAGGUUCUUUUCAUUUGUCACGAGGAACUCUUGCAACACACAAGGAGGAGUCUGAGGAUGAUUCGACUCAACAGCUGUAUGAUAAUGAAUUUGAUAAGACUAGUGGAAAAUGGCAUAGACAGGAUGCAGCUUCAACGUCAUCUCAGCUCAAAAAUCUAGUACUGGAAGAUCUUCCCCCUUCCAUGUCACCUGUAUAUAAUAAAUCUCUUGGAGUUGUGGAUGAGCUGAUCAGUUCUUCUCAUGACUCUCCUAUCGCCACACUAGAUGCUGCAAAACCUACCAUAGGUGCAGAUGAUUUAAGGCUGACAUCAACUGUUGUUUCCCCUGCCCCUGUCACAAGUUCAUCACCUCUCAGCUUCACUGGAAGCAUGGGCUUUAGUGAUUUAGAUGUUACAAUCAUGGAAUCUCAAUUAAGGGCUCUUAGUGUAUCUAAUCUACCAAAUUCAGAAAGCCAAAGUUAUGAUGAUAAAUGGAAAAAUUGCGUCCAGAAUAAUUUGACGCAACAUCACCAACAAAACAAUCCAUGUGAAGUUCCUAGCACCAAUUCUCAAAAUGAAAAAAGUGCAUAUGUUGGUAUGGAACAGUUUCUUCACAAGCCCCAUCACAAUUUGUCUGAUGUCCAGCCAGUACUGCAGCCAUCAGGGUUUACACCACCACUAUAUGCUACAGCAGCAGCUUAUAUGACCUCAGCAAAUCCAUUUUAUGCUAAUUUGCAGGCUUCAGGGAUAUAUUCUCCCCAAUACGUAGGUGGAUACCCUUUUAAUGCCGCAGCUGUUCCUCCAUAUAUUGCUGCAUACCCUCCUCAUGGUGCUGUACCACUUGUUGAUGGGGCUACUGGUUCUAGUUUUACUCCCCAAGCAGCAGGGGUUUCUACUGCAGGAAGCAUUUCACAUGGAGCUGAGAUGAUACACUCAAACAAGUUUUUUGGACAAUUUGGAUUUCCUCUUCAUCCUUCUUUCAGUGAUCCACUUUACAUGCAAUAUCAUCAGCAACCUUUUGUGGAAGGAUAUGGUGUUUCUAGUCAUCCACUGGCACCUAGAGCAAGUGUUGGUAGCCAAAUUGGCCUCUUUGAUUCCCAAAAAAGGCCCCAUAGUGGUGUGUACUUGGAUGACAAAAAAUUACAUCAUCAGAGAAGUGGUGCUAAUUUGAACUCUAAUAGAGGUGGGCUAAUGAUGCCAGGUUAUUUUGGACAGCCUUCAAAUAUGGGUUUUGUAGCCCAGUAUCCAAGUUCACCACUUUCGAGACCUGUUCUAUCUGGAUACCCAGAAGGCAGUCCUGGCCUUCUAGGUGGAAGGAAUGAAAUGAAACUCUCUCCAGCUUCUGGGAAAAAUGGAGGUUUAAUGUCUGGAUGGCAAGGUCAGAGAGGCUUUGACAGUGCUCAUGACCCCAAAGUUGUUAUUUUUCUAGAAGAAUUAAAAUCUGGCAAGGGUCGCAGAUUUGAGCUGUCUGAUAUUAUUGGACAUAUUGUUGAAUUUAGCACUGAUCAGCAUGGGAGCCGUUUUAUACAGCAGAAGUUGGAAAUUUGUGGUGUCGAAGAGAAGGAACUAGUGUUCAAAGAGGUUCUUCCACAUACUUCUAAACUAAUGACUGAUGUAUUUGGCAACUAUGUAAUCCAGAAGUUUUUUGAGUAUGGAAGCCCUGAGCAGAGGAAGGAACUUGCAAAUAGACUUCUCGGUCAGAUACUGCCUUUAAGUCUGCAGAUGUAUGGCUGUCGUGUAAUCCAAAAGGCACUUGAGGUUAUCGAUCUUGAACAGAAAGCUCAGCUUGUUUAUGAGCUGGAUGGACAUGUUAUGAGAUGUGUUCGUGACCAAAAUGGGAAUCAUGUAAUACAGAAAUGCGUUGAAUCUAUUCCAACCAAAAAAAUUGGCUUUAUAAUAUCUGCAUUCCGUGGGCAAGUUGCUAUUCUAUCUAUGCAUCCCUAUGGUUGCCGAGUCAUACAGAGAGUCCUAGAGCAUUGUUCAAAUGAAGUUCAAUGUCAGUUUAUUGUGGAUGAAAUCUUGGAGUCAGUUUUUACUCUUGCUGAGGACCAGUAUGGCAAUUAUGUUACUCAGCAUGUGUUGGAGAGAGGAAAGCCUCAGGAAAGGAGCCAAAUUAUUAGCAAGCUGUCAGGACAUAUUGUACAAUUAAGCCAGCAUAAGUUUGCAUCAAAUGUUGUUGAGAAAUGUUUGGAGUAUGGUGAUGCAACUGAACGGCAGUUGUUAAUUGCAGAGAUUGUUGGACAUGACAAACAAAAUGAUAAUUUAUUGACAAUGAUGAAAGACCAAUUUGCAAAUUAUGUGGUCCAGAAAGUUCUUGAGAUCUGUUCUGAAAAUCAGCGAGCAAUGUUACUUUCUCGCGUAAGACUUCAUGCUCAUGCUUUGAAGAAAUACACUUACGGAAAGCAUAUUGUGGCUCGGUUUGAACAGCUACUUGGAGAAGAGAACCAAACACCUGGAUCAUGAUGGCAAUAGAGAGAGGAUCAUGUACGAUGCUUCCGUGGCACCGCAACUAACAUGGAUUCUGUAUAACGGGAGAUAGAUUAGACAACUGAUCUUUGGGCCUCCUAAUAAACCUUCGCUACUACUCCCGAGGCUUCAUAUCUUCUGCGCCUUGGUAGUUUCAACAUUCGUGGCUUCGAUAAAUAUUGGUGUAUGCAUACAUGUGAAACUUGAUGUAAUUAUGUCAUUUAAGUAAUUGGUUUGUAUUAUGGUUUGAGUGCAAUUAUUUGGAAGGAAAUCCUUCCACAUGUAAAUUUACUGGAAGAUCUCUGCUUACUGUGGUUUUCUAGAAAAGGGCUAGGUACAGUCAAGGAUUCUUGUUUCUCAA
Messenger RNA from Abrus precatorius (Indian licorice), 3441 nucleotides. Its product is annotated as pumilio homolog 6, chloroplastic-like. NCBI's taxonomy places the organism in Eukaryota, Viridiplantae, Streptophyta, Magnoliopsida, Fabales, Fabaceae. The coding region runs from base 336 to 3077 and encodes 913 amino acids. Gene Ontology annotation, molecular function: mRNA binding. Gene Ontology annotation, cellular component: cytoplasm. The transcript is spliced from 11 exons. The record is from RefSeq and is a predicted model, not a curated record. Gene Ontology annotation, biological process: post-transcriptional regulation of gene expression.